AUGCAAAUUCUGGCCGUCAACAAGGCGAUCGGCGGAGAAGCCGCAGAACUCUUCAAGCGAAAGAACACACUCGUUGUGGUGGCCCUUCAAGGACUGUGGGAAAUCGAGACGGCAUUCACGACCUUGCACAGCUUGUCGGUGCCUAUACUGGCUGAGUUCGGACGUGGGAGCGUCGAGUAUACUCGCACCCUUGUGAGAAAGCUCAACUGGCGAGUGGCCAUCACCUCAACACAACGCAUCAACGACACGGAAAACCGGACAAGCCAUGUGCUCAUGCUUGAGGUCAACCUCUCAAAUUGGAAACGUCUACAAUACAAGAUGCGGUCACAGUCGAAAUCAAUCCAGGCCUUCAAAAUAGAUGCACGGCGAAGACGGAGCGAGACAUGCUCUCUGCUCUACAGAGUGUUGGAUAUCACCUUACAUCGCCGUGACAAGGACCUGGCCUUACGCCUGAGAUCAGCGCCGAGUACCAUUUUCCUGCUUGCGCUUGAGUGGCGGAAGUUCGUGGCGUUGAUCAGACUCAAACAACGUGCUGAUCACUUGCAACUCAAUACGCCUCACGAUACCACUCGCAACUACGCCAUGAUCAUAUCAUACUGGGUAUACAGCAGCCGGUUGAUGUUUGAAUCUGGACUGCAAGCCAAGGCGGGUCGACUGCCACGAUCACGUCUAUCUCUUCGAUGGCACCUCCUUUCAUUCGACCUCGCCAUCACCAGAUUCUGGGUGGCCAUCCGUGCCAGUCAAUGGGAGACCGCUCAACACUUUUACAAAUGGAUGAAUCAUCGCGAUUUGCACCGCGGCUACAACCCGGCUAUAGGCUGCAUACGUCACGCUGCAUUGGUUCUGCAUGUCCUCAUACCCAGCAGCGUGGACGAGGCUACGUUGUACGGUUUGCUCAGAACUGUGGAGCAAGGGCCGACCAAUGACUAUGUUGCUCACGAUGUCGGUGUCCUGCGCAACCUCAUCCAAGUCCCGGAUCCAGCAGAUAGCUCAAGCAUGGCGAACGUAGUGGUGAACCCAAAACUGCUGAGUGUCCACAAGAUGCCUCCUCGAGCGUUCAACCAUGCCUUGAACGUCAGCGUCGUUGGCCAGUCUGGUCCUGUGGAUCGGCCAACCGGCUUAGUAGACUGGACUGACACGGAGCACCUGGCACAGCUAAGCGAAGCGGACAAGCGGGGGAUCAAGGCCUUCCAGGCAGCUCAUAGCCUCCCGGAAAGUGAGUUCCUGUAG
Messenger RNA from Fulvia fulva, 1230 nucleotides. RefSeq lists its product as uncharacterized. The coding region runs from base 1 to 1230 and encodes 409 amino acids. The record is from RefSeq and is a predicted model, not a curated record. The transcript is spliced from 3 exons. NCBI's taxonomy places the organism in Eukaryota, Fungi, Ascomycota, Dothideomycetes, Mycosphaerellales, Mycosphaerellaceae.